Messenger RNA from Purpureocillium lilacinum, 855 nucleotides. RefSeq lists its product as uncharacterized. Gene Ontology annotation, biological process: cristae formation. Lineage: Eukaryota; Fungi; Ascomycota; Sordariomycetes; Hypocreales; Ophiocordycipitaceae. Gene Ontology annotation, cellular component: mitochondrial crista junction; MICOS complex. The record is from RefSeq and is a predicted model, not a curated record.
AUGGGCUUCGCCACGGGCUUCACGGGCGGCGUCACCCUGACGCUCUCCCUCGCCUACCUGUCGGUGCUCGCCCACCAGCGGACCCGCGAGAACCAGAGCCGCCACCUGCGCGCGCAGGCCCUCGCCCUGCAGACGCUCGUCGACCCGAUCCCGCAGCCCCUGCCGCCCUCGCGCUCCGAGGUCGCCGCCGCCCAACGAGCCGCGUCCGUCGAGGUCGCCAAGGACCGGUGGAACGAGGAGGUCGAGAACGCCGUCCGGUGGGUGCAGAACACGGACUGGGUGGACGUGCGGGAGGAUCUCGAGGCCCGCGUCGCGGGGCUCUGGGCCAGGGCGUUUGGCGGGGCCGUGGACGGCGCCGAGAAGGCGGGCGAGAAGCUGGAGCCCGCAGCGCGACAGGUGGAGGCGGCCGCCCGGGACGCGGGCAGCAGCAUCGCCAGCGCCGGCAAGGCCGCCUUCGACAAGGCCAGGGAGAGGGGCGCGCGGUACGAGUCUACGAUGGAGGACAAGGCCCUCGAGGCGCGGCUCACGGGCCGGAGACAAAUCGAAAAGGCAGAAGCCGAGGCCAAGAAGAAGGCGUCCGAAGCGCAGGGCGUCAUCGCGUCGGCGCUCGAGAAGGGCCGCGACAAGGCACACGAGGUCGUCGACAAGGUCAAGACGGCUGUGGGCCUGGCCGAGGAGAAGGCCGCCGCCGCCGCCGCGACCGUCGACGGCAAGGCGCAGAGCCCUGUGGCAAAGGCGCUGCAGCAGCGCUACGAGAAGCCCGAGGCCAAGAUCAACCGCACGGUGGCGGAGGUGCUGCAGGAGAGGUAUACGCCGAUAGACAAGCGGGACAACACUGUGCUGAGGGGCUUGUAG